GCGUCCUCUCUACGGCCGUACUUUCGCCCAUCUGAAGUCAGAAAACCCUAAACCCCUCUGAACUGAACUCUGCAUCUCCCGCGAUAUCGCUCUUCAAUGUCGACUCUUUAUCUCUUGACCCGAUCCCGGAUCUCGCUUCUCAAAGCCAUAAACCCCAAUCAUGGAUCGAAUCUUCCAAUCAGGUCCAUCUCCGCAACCCCGUUUCUCUCGCAGGAGCCCCAGCUCGCCGCCGAGUCGGCUGAACCCGAGGCGUCUCCUCCGCGGGAGAGCUCGACGCCGCUUCCCCCGAAUCCGUCGACCGGAAACCCUCUCUACCAGGAGAACUGGCGGAAUCCGAUCCCGGGUUCUGAGUCACUGACUCAGUCUCUGGUCCCUUUGGGAUUUCUGGGCCAGAGCCCUGCUUCUCGUAUCCGAUCCCUGGCCGAGACCCUUGACAUGAACUCUCUGCUGAAUCUGUUCGCCGAUUGGACCGCGUCGCAAAGGUGGUCCGACAUGAAGCAGCUGUUCGAGUGCUGGGUUCGGACCCUCGACCAAAGUGGGAAGCUGAACAUGCCCGACGUGAACCUUUACAAUCAAUACCUCAGGGCCAAUUUGAUGAUGGGUGCUUCGGCUGGAGACUUGCUCGAUUUGGUUGCCCAAAUGGACAAUUUUAAGAGCACACCCAACACGGCGUCUUUCAAUCUGGUGUUGAAGGCUAUGCACCUAGCCCGCGAGACUGAGGCUGCUCAGAAGCUGCUCGAACGGAUGCUGCUGACAGGGAAGGAAUCUUUGCCAGAUGAUGAAUCUUAUGACUUGGUUGUUUCAAUGCUGUUUUCGACGGAUCAGAUUGAUGCUGCCUUGAAAUAUUUGGAAAUGGCAUUAAAGUCUGGUUAUAUGUUAUCCAUGACGGUGUUUGGUGAUUGUGUCCGUAGUUGUGCAGCCAAAGGCAGGACAGAGACACUGGUGUCGGUCAUUGAGAAAUGCAAGGCUAUUGGUCAGAACAAGUCCUUAUGCCCUAAUUGGACUCUUUGCAACUAUAUAGCCGAAGCUGCAAUUCAAGACGACAACAGCAAAUUGGCAUUCUAUGGAUUAGAAUUUAUGUUCAAGUGGAUAGCGAGGGGCGAAAUGUUAAGACCUUCGGUUUUGCUUUCUGUAGAUGAAGGAUUGAUUGUAUCGUUGCUCGCUACCGCAGCUAGGACUUGCAGCUCAACUUUGUUGGAUGCAUCAUGGACCGUUUUACAAAAGUCUCUUCGCGAUAAAAUGAUACCCAAUCCCGAAACUUACCUUGCAAAGGUUAAUGCUCAUGCAUCAUUGGGGAAUCUACAGAAGGCAUUUGCUACGCUUAGAGAAUUCGAGUCUGCAUAUGCAAACUCUGACAAAGAAGUUGUAGAGGAAAUGUUUUCGCCUUUUACAUCUCUACACCCGUUGGUGGUGGCGUGUUCUAAGAAAGGUUUCGAGACCCUGGAUGCGGUGUACUUUCAGCUAGAGAAUCUUAGCCGAGCAGAUCCUCCGUACAAGUCCGUUGCUGCUCUGAACUGUAUAAUCCUCGGUUGUGCAAACACGUGGGAUCUAGAUCGUGCUUAUCAGACGUUUGAGGCAAUAAGUGGUUCUUUUGGAUUGACACCUAAUAUCCAUUCAUACAAUGCUUUGCUCUGUGCCUUCGGCAAACUCAAGAAGACUUUCGAGGCUACGAGGGUUUUUGAUCAUCUUGUUAGCAUAGGCGUAAAACCUGAUACUCGGACUUAUUCAUUUCUGGUUGAUGCUCAUCUCAUCAACCGGGAUCCCAAAUCAGCUCUGUCUGUCAUUGAUGAUAUGGUGAACGCUGGAUUUGAACCCUCCAAGGAAACGUUGAAAAAGGUAAGAAGGCGAUGCACCCGGGAGAUGGCCUAUGAAACCGAUGAUAGAGUGGAGACAUUGGUCAAGAAUUUCAAGAUCAGGAUGGGAACCGAGAAUCGCAGGAACAUGCUGUUCAACCUCGAUUACUCGACGGGCUUCCAGUCAUAGAAACAACUUCCUGGAUAAUAAUCGCUUUGUAAAACCCUACGGCUUCCAGUCUUAUGCGUCGAAACCAUAUCAGAGGAAAGUAUUGUGACAAAUCUCCUAAUGCAGGUUCGUUUCUUGUGCGGAGUGAGAAGUUGAAUACACAACGUUAAUGGAGUCUCCGAGCUCAGGGAGUGUUUGAAGUUGCCAGUCGCAGUGAAUGUCGCGCCGCUGUACAUUAAAUUGAAUCUUUUCCAUUUUUGAGAAAUUCGCUUUUUGUAUUGGAGUUUCUUUAUAUUUUGCAAGAUCUAACUUAUACAAAGGUUGAUUUUAUUUUUUUAAUGAAACUUUGGAACAAA
This is a messenger RNA of Tarenaya hassleriana, 2318 nucleotides long. RefSeq names its product pentatricopeptide repeat-containing protein At1g26460, mitochondrial-like. The coding region runs from base 97 to 1983 and encodes 628 amino acids. The transcript has 6 exons. Lineage: Eukaryota; Viridiplantae; Streptophyta; Magnoliopsida; Brassicales; Cleomaceae. The record is from RefSeq and is a predicted model, not a curated record. Gene Ontology annotation, molecular function: protein binding.